Molecule: messenger RNA, 2880 nt
Organism: Aspergillus niger
Lineage: Eukaryota; Fungi; Ascomycota; Eurotiomycetes; Eurotiales; Aspergillaceae
Exons: 5
Coding region: 1-2880 (959 amino acids)
Biological process (GO): nucleoside metabolic process
Molecular function (GO): catalytic activity
Source: RefSeq, a predicted model, not a curated record
AUGGACGGCUUUGGGGCACCCAGUCAUCGACGAUAUUUUGAUGUCGCAAUCAUCUGUGCACUACAGGUCGAGGCAGACGCGGCAGAGAACCUUUUCGACCAUUUCUGGGACAGGAAUGGAGACCAAUACGGAAAGGCAGAUGGAGACCAAAAUUCGUAUCGGACGGGGGUAAUCGGCAAUCACAAUGUAGUGUUGGCGUAUAUGCCUGGCAUGGGGAAAGGUAAUGCAGCAAGUGUCGCGGCUAGUUUUCGAUCCAGCUUCCAGGGCAUUCGACUAGCCAUCAUUCUUGGGAUAUGUGGAGGAGUUCCAAACGGGACCAAGGACGGCAUUUUUCUUGGCGAUAUCAUUAUUGGCAGCGACCUCGUGAUCCAUGAUCUGGGUAGGAAACUACCCGGUUGUUUCCGCCGCAAAGAAGGAAUCACGGACCCCGCUAUGAAUCUUGAAGUUCGAGCGUUCUUGCACAAGUUGUCAAGCCAAAGGGGUCGUGGAACCCUGAAAGAAAGAACCCACUUCCACCUCGGCACCCUGCAAGGACGGGCUAACGGCUAUUGCCGCCCUAAAGACGACCAUUGUAAAAAGGCUCACGAUGCCCCAUGCGAGGCUCUAGGAUGUGACCCAGCAAAACUGAUUCAUCGGUUUCGUCCAUCGCCGAACCAGAUUAGCAUCCACUUCGGGCGGAUCGCCUCGGGAGACACAGUCAUGAAGUCUGGAGUGGAUAGAGAUAGGAUCGCCUCUCGGGAUACUAUUAUCGCCUUCGAAAUGGAGGGCGCAGGCAUUUGUAAUAAUUUGCCUUGUAUUGUGGUGAAGAGCGUCUGUGACUAUGCUGACAGCCACAAAGACAAGGCUUGGCAGGAGUACGCCGCUGGGGCAGCAGCAGCGUGUAUGAAGUCUCUGCUCGAACAAUGGGCAGCAGUAGAUCAUCUCGAUAAGAGACAUGAGAUUCACAAGGUACCAGUACAGGUAGCCGAGCUAUGCAGUUUCAAUAAUUCACCGCAAACUCCCUCAUCAAAUGGUGACGAGGCAAACAAUUCGCAGAGGUAUCAUGAAGAGACAAGUACAGAUAUAUUGAAAGGUAACACUGCUUUUCCCUCUUGGAGCUUUGGCCUUUAUCUAACCCUUGCAGUUUUGUCCACAACUAAAUCGAACUUCAAGAGUGCGAUUGACUGUCUGAAGAAAUAUCGAAAAUUUUUACCUCGAGAUACCGAUCUCAAAAGAAUAUUGAAAAAUCAGCGCCUGAUUAUGACCGAUAUCUUGGAAUAUUUGGAAACGGACAUCUCAGUCUCGGUCGAUGAGCAUCUUGGUUCAUCGAAGGAAACUUGUCUACAGCUAGCUGCGGAAAUUAAGAGGAAGCUGGAAGAAAUUGAAAUCAUCACGAACGGUCUUCUUGCUACCACGAAGGCUAAAGUCCAGUCUGAAAGUCCACUCAAGAAUGCUGUGGAAGACCUAGGUUCUAUUGUUGGGGUCCUUCGAUCUGAAAUCUCUCGAGAACAAACACCCCGAUCAUCAGAUGAAGCGAGAAUGACCAGGACUGUCAUAGAGCACUACGAAUUUCAGCAAUUUCGCAUUGUUCAACAAGCUGCUUGCAAUCUCUACGAUGCCUUUAGGACAGCUUGCCAUGCCCACUCUGUCCAUGAUGUGCAUCUGUCUCUCAAACCGGACCUCAAGGGAACGUUGACCCAGGUGCGCUUCAACUUAGCCUUAAUCCAGGACCCCAGUGUCACGACUACAGGAAAGGCAGUAUGGAUUAGUGUAGAGUCAAGUAUUAAGCCCAGCGAUGAUAGCUUCCAGUCAUCGUUUUCGACAUUUUCAACACCAUCUACUUCACAAAAGCGUUCGAGAGUAUGCGAAGAAGGACCUUGUCCACCAAGGAUAAAGCGCGUACAAUUUCAACAAUUGGAGGCCAUCUCAGGGCCUGUGCAAGCAUCCUCUCAAGAGAAGACCCCUAUCACAAUUCCCAAACUUUUUUUACAGCGCAACCUCUGCACUCUCGUUCAGAGAUCUCUCUGUCAAGGAGGCUCUGGGGGCUGCAUCGGACUCCUCAGAGACGAUGAAACAUGCAAACACUUGGCCUACAUCGAUACUCAAACAAACAGCAGCACCACAUCUGCCUCAUCACUCGCCCAAUUGUUAUCCCGCUCAGCAUCAAAGCCUACCAGAGACAUGGGUCCCUACGAGUGCGUUCAACUAGCAAAGUACCUGGCCACAGCCGUCCUCUACUACCACGCUACCCCCUGGCUCCAAAAGGCAUGGCGAAGCAACGAUGUGCAUUUUUUGGGAGACCACGAGUCUCUCCUCCAGCAGACUCGACAGGCAUUACCAUACAUCACAACGUCAAUCCAAGCCUCGGCCUCCGUGGACAGCACAAACACAGAAUCAUUUGUAUACCGCCAACUCAUACGAAACCCUGUACUCUUUGGCCUUGGCAUUAUGUUCAUCGAACUCACACAUCAAGUUCCCAUCACAGCUCUCGAAGAACACGUUGACCAGGUCAAGGGGGGGACACGAGACUUCGUGGAAUAUUUCACCGCAGACCGGUUAGUUACACAUAGCAACCAGAUCGUGAGCAAUGGUUUUCGGGAGAUCAUUAGGAAAUGCCUGCAUUGUGACUUUGGUCACAAUAGUGAUUUUUCGAGUCCGGCGCUUCAAGAGGCGUUUCAUCGGGAUGUUAUUCUAUUGUUGGCCGGUAAACAAGUUAUCACCACUAAAGCUUUGGCGGUGAACCCAGCAAAAAGUCUUUCAAUGUAUAUGGGUCCUGGGAUUCGAGAACGACGGUAUGCAUUUGCGCCCCCGACUGGAGAGGAGCUUGGUCCGGCGCUAUGGUCCCAUGGUUAUAGGCAGAAGCUGGUGCUGGGCCCCGAAAGUCGGACUCUUGAUGGCUAA